Exaiptasia diaphana is the source of this 727-nucleotide messenger RNA. Its product is annotated as protein amalgam. Lineage: Eukaryota; Metazoa; Cnidaria; Anthozoa; Actiniaria; Aiptasiidae. The record is from RefSeq and is a predicted model, not a curated record. The transcript is spliced from 3 exons. The annotation marks the transcript as partial.
GUCCGCCCGGAGCACCGGGUCCACAAGGGCCGAAAGGAACAAGCGGACAAAGGGGACGACGUGGUAAACGAGGGUUGCGAGGAUCUCCUGGAAUACAAGGUCCACCUGGACUACCAGGUCCGCARGGACCGAGGGGAGUGCCAGGAAGARCGCUCUCUGGAAAAUCUUCAUCGAUUAUCCAUUCCCUUGGUGGCUCUUCCAAAAAUAACCAAAAGACCUCCAUCUGUUCUUGUCACCAAAGAAGGCGAUAAUGUUGUCAUUCCGUCCAAAGCCUCUGGUUUUCCUAAACCUAAAAUCUCGUGGUACAAAGACAACAAGAAAGUAGACGAGCGAUUCUAUGCAACUGGUGAUCUACGAAUAAAGAAUGUCAAGUUCCAAGACCAUGGGGUUUACUUAUUGAAAGCAAAGAAUUUCAUUGGUCAAGCAACAGCGAAAAUGAAACUUGUUGUAAAUGUUGCUCCACGAUUCGUGAUUCUACCUCCACAUUACCUUUCUGGUUAUGAAGACUGGAACACAACCAUCACAUGCAAUAUAUUUGGGUUUCCUCCUCCACGGAUCGAAUGGACACGAGCACAAAAAGCCAUGCCUAAAGGACGCCAUGUAAAAUCUGGUAAUCGACUUAUUAUCAUGAAUACAAAGAGAGAGGAUAAGGGACCCUACAUGUGCAAGGGAAUCAAUAAUCAAGGGAAUGUGCUUGCUAUGGUAGUCCUUAAUGUUCAUUCUGUUA